Messenger RNA from Macrosteles quadrilineatus (aster leafhopper), 3505 nucleotides. RefSeq names its product lachesin-like. The coding region runs from base 515 to 1804 and encodes 429 amino acids. Gene Ontology annotation, cellular component: neuron projection. Lineage: Eukaryota; Metazoa; Arthropoda; Insecta; Hemiptera; Cicadellidae. The record is from RefSeq and is a predicted model, not a curated record. The transcript is spliced from 13 exons.
GGCAGCUGUUCCGGAAAAAGAAAUGAUUAAGGCUUUAGGGCUACAAGAUUUCAGCUGAUGGGUAAAAGAGGGGACUUUUUAGUGGAGGGUUGGUAAGAAGUCGAGCACUUAACAGUGGAGAUAAGAAGUGGGAGCAGAUAAAGGAAAAUAUUAUUGGUGAAGUGUUAGUGCGCCUGCCUCCCCCUCCCCCCCCCCCCAGGGAGUGAUGGGUGGGAGGGGAGGGGAUGGGAGCCUGUGUCUGGAGCAGUGUACGUCCGGAUCGCACCGUGGCCACGUGCUCUCUUGGAUACUGUGACUAAAAUAGUGCGUCCCUCCAGAUGUCGCACCAGUGAAAACGAAACUAAUAUUGCGACUUAACUUGCAAAGGGAUCGUUUGGUGAAAAAAGAACAGCCACAAUCUUCAAUAAGAUCCAAGAUGCCAACUGAAGUACCAGAACCUGUUCCGAGCUGGUCCUCCUCUAAGAUCUCUCAGAUUGAGUAUUCUGUGUGAAUAGCUUCUCCCCGUCUAACUACGAUGACUUUCUACCUUUCAACCUUCGCCCUCGUCGUACCUGCUGUCAUCACUAUAGGAUACUCAGCCAUAGAUUUCCCACAGACCAGAUCGUUCCCAGGGGUCGAGGACGAGCCUGACUUCGAAGGACCGAUCAACAAUGUGACAGUGUCCUUGGGUAGAGAGGCGAUCCUUGUGUGUACCACCACAGAGCUGGGGAACUACAGGGUUGGAUGGAUGAAGGCGGACGACCAGACUAUCCUCAGUCUGCACACACGUCUGGUCACUCACAACCCCAGGAUCGGUAUAACCUACGACCACAACAACUGGGGUCUACACAUUAGACAAGUCAAGGCCUCUGACAAGGGCUGCUACAUGUGCCAGAUCAACACCAGCAUCAUGAAGAAACAAGUCGGCUGUAUAGACGUGCACAUACCUCCGGACAUAGAGGAUGUUGGGACGUCAUCAGAUGUUACCGUCCAGGAAGGAGAGAAUGCGACUCUCACGUGUAAAGCUAAGGGACAUCCUACCCCUAGAAUAACUUGGAGGAGGGAGGACAGUGAGCAAAUAGUCAUCAGGAAAACACCCAAGGAAACAUUCAAAGUAGAGUCGUUCAGUGGAGACAGCCUACAUCUAGUGAAGCUGGAUCGUAAACAGAUGGGAGCGUAUUUCUGUAUCGCCAGCAACGAUGUUCCACCAGCUGUCAGCAAGAGAAUAACACUAAACGUUAACUUCCCUCCAGUCAUCAAGGUGCCAAAUCAGCUGUUAGGAGCUCCAUUGGGAACAGAUGUUCAACUGGAGUGUUCAGCCGAAGCUUAUCCGAACACUAUCAACUACUGGAAAAAGAACAUGGACCAAGUUAUUUUACCAGGGCCUAGGGUUCAGAUAGAAGAAGUACGGAACUCUUACAAAGUCCACAUGAAGUUGUCCAUAAAGGCUUUCAACCAAAGUGACGUAGGAACUUACAUGUGUGUCUCGUCCAAUUCGAUGGGUAACGCUGAGGGCAUUGUUAGGCUAUACGAAAUCAAAAUCCCGACAGUGCUUCCAACUACUACUACUACAGAGGCAACAACUUUUACAAUUCCACGGAGAGAGACAACCACUACUACAGAGAUGACCAGGGUAAUACGUACAACAACACAAGACCCUCUCUACGCCACUCCGUCAAGAACACGGGAAAUCUACGUGGACCACAACGAGCACGAGGUGUCCGGUAUCUCUAGCAGACAACACAUCACGAGCGGAACCUCCCUCCACUCUCAGCAAACCUGCGUCCUCCUCACCCUCUGGAUACUCUGCCUCUCCUGCAGAUGACGCCUGUAGUCCCUCCUGUACAACUACACGAUGCUCACAUAGGAUAGACUAGUUGAGGUUCUGUACCAGAGCCCAUGUUCUGAGAUGUUAGUGUAAAUGUAACAUGAAUUUUGUACUCGUUGUUCAUGUUGUAACCGAUUUGUUACCUGAAUAUUUUCAAUGCUUAUUUUUUAUAAGAGCGUUAAGUAGAUGAAUAAUCAUUGAAUAGUAGCUUACCGCGUUAUAUACAGAUGUUUAUAAUGGUAUUAGUGUAAUUAUAUGUAAAUAUUCUGUAAGUUGAAUUUGUAAAAUAAUGUAAUUUUAAUUUACAAUGAGUUAAAUUUGUUUUGUAAGUUACGCAGUAUAACGUAAGCUUAACUAUUGUGAUAAUUUACUUCCAUUUACUUAAUAAGUUAGUGACAGGUUAGUUGAUAAGGUCAUGAUAGAUAACGUAAAAUAAAUAUUCCAUAUCAAGAUACUAACAUUAGUUAUAAUAACCUAUAUCUGUUGAUACAUAUCUUGUAAUAAAUCUGUUAUUUUAUUAUCAAUAAAAAGUAGACGUGUUGGACGUAAAAGAUUUGAAACAUUUACUAAAUGGAAAACACUUUUAUAUUACUUUAUAUUGAUAUUACUUUUUAAAGAAGCAUUUACAAGAUGAAUACAAAGGUUAGAGCCUGGAAUCUGCUUUUUAAUCAAUAAUUUAAUAUUUUAAUUUACUAAUUAAAACACUUUAAUAUAGAAUUGUAAUACAUGUAAACAUAUAAAAUCUGAAACUUUACAUGGAUUAGGAAUGGGAUAUAAACUUGAUGUCAAUCUAAUAAAUGACCAAAUUGUCCGCUAAACCAUGAAGCUACAAUAAAUGGAAAUAACCAAACGGAUUCAUUAUUUAUUUAAUAUUUAAAAAGGUUAUGAGUACAGGUAAAAUCCUUUUACAUACAGUUUAGUGUAAAACUGAAAAUGUGAUCAGAUUUUCAAUUUAAAAUGCUAACUUUAUUUUAGCAUGAGGAUAAGGGACUGAAAUAAGAAUCUUCCGUAAGCAAUGGUGAUUUCUUCUUUGUAAUCUUUUCCUUUAAACUGGGAAGAUAUUGUUUACAAUUUUGAAGAUGUAUUCAUGUAACAAUAAAUGGAUUUUAAUGUUAGAUGUCCCUGGUGGAUGUAACUGUCAAUAAGUAUUGAGUAAUUUAUAUUGGGCCAGAAAAACGAAUUGUUUUAUAAACAAUUUGGCCUUUGCUUCAUCGUAAAACUGAUAAAACUAAACUAAUUUAAGGGUUCAAAUCCUUAGAUUUUGUUACUAAUAAAAAAAACAUGAACACUCUGAAGUAUGCAGUUUAUUUUAUAUUUAUACUGAGUAAAUUUUAUAUUUUCAUAAUUAUUCUCUUCGAAAUAACAAAAAAAUAUUUUUCAACCUGGUUAAACUCGGAAUUUGGGGGUUUGGAAAUACUAAUUAUGUGUAAUAGGUGAAUUUGUUUAUAGAUAUAAAUAAUGAUUUUGGGUUUGCUUUUACAUUAAUAAAAGAAGUUCCUCGACAAAAAUAAACAUGAUCAUGCUGUUUUCUAAAAUAACCAUUAAUUGAAUCAGUGUUUUAAACAUGGCUGUUGUAUUAAUCAAAACUUUAAUCUGCUCCAUGAUAUAAUUUGGUUGGUAGAUAGUUAUGUAAUAAAUAUUAAAUUUACUACAGCUUAAAAAUUAAAGAAUACUGUAAGGACAUAAUAUUUGUAAUUA